AUGUCAAUGUUGACAUAUUAUUGCCACAACUGUCAGCAAGGAGUGGCACUAAGAGAUGGACUUAAAGUAGAAGGUUUCAAGGAUUUUGUUUGUGCGAGAUGUGGUGGCGAAUUCAUUGAGGAACUUUCCACAGACAGCAGGUCAUAUAUGUCACCGUUUGGGAUGAUCUUUGGCCAAAUGAUCUCGGAUGGAGAACAUGGAAAUGCAGAUGUAGGUUCUUCUAGUAAUACUCAACAGCAGCAGGACCAGAAUCAACAACCUUCAAUACGAUUUAUGCAUGCACCAGCCGUAGGUAAUGGGGAUGAUGAAAAUAUUGUACUGCUUUUCCUAAAUCAGUUACUUACAAAUUUAUCGGCACAAGGAGCUCAAAUACAGCUGCAAAUUACUCGUGACCCAAACGCUCGCGGGAAUAGUUAUCGUAUCAGUUUAUUUUUGGAUGAGCAUUCGGGGUUAAAAGAUGAUGAGCAGAGAAAUUCCAGUAUUCUUCACGGUCCAAUAGCAGAUUAUGCGUGGGGAGAAGGUGGAUUGGACCAAAUUGUCACACAGUUACUGAACCAGUUUGAAGGUGGUUCAACACCUGUCGAUCCUAAAUUGCUUGCCAAUUUACCCAUGACAAUGGUAGAACCAAAACACAUUGACAGCGGUGCGCAAUGUACCACAUGCAUGGAAACUUUUACAAAGGAUGAAUUGGUAGCAAUCCUAGAAUGUCAACACAUUUUUCAUCGAGAUUGCAUAUUACCUUGGCUUAGGAGGCACAACACUUGUCCAAUUUGUCGGCAAACAGUUGAUGCAACAAAAUGGUCUAGCAACAAUCCCUUAGAUGAAUUGGAUUGA
Molecule: messenger RNA, 834 nt
Organism: Acanthocheilonema viteae
Lineage: Eukaryota; Metazoa; Nematoda; Chromadorea; Rhabditida; Onchocercidae
Source: the annotation of a GenBank genome assembly